Messenger RNA from Aspergillus clavatus NRRL 1, 2679 nucleotides. Its product is annotated as putative SNF2 family helicase/ATPase PasG. The record is from RefSeq and is a predicted model, not a curated record. Gene Ontology annotation, biological process: negative regulation of gene expression via chromosomal CpG island methylation; DNA methylation-dependent constitutive heterochromatin formation; pericentric heterochromatin formation. Gene Ontology annotation, molecular function: chromatin binding; ATP binding; ATP-dependent chromatin remodeler activity. The transcript has 4 exons. NCBI's taxonomy places the organism in Eukaryota, Fungi, Ascomycota, Eurotiomycetes, Eurotiales, Aspergillaceae. Bases 1 to 2679 code for a protein of 892 amino acids. Gene Ontology annotation, cellular component: nucleus; pericentric heterochromatin.
AUGUCCAAUCCAGCAACGCCUGUUACGACCGUCGAUACCUCCGGAAGUAGCCCCCAGCGACCGGAUUCCACACAGCCCUCUUCAUCUACGACAGGCCAGGAAAUGAAGGAAGCAGCGGGUGAGCUUGAACAGAGCGGCUCGAUGGCGGUGGAUAGGAAUGGGAAUGCGGAAUCUGUGGAGGACGUCGAGGAGAUGGAUGCGCGGUCGAAGGCGUUGAUGCAUCUUCUGAACACGAGCGAGGUCUUCGUGGCUAUCAUGGCAGACAAGAUGAAGAAACAGCAGGAAGAGGCCAGGCUUGCAGCGGCGAGGGCACAGCAGACGGUACCGGAGGAGAAAAAGAAGCCAGCCUCCACGGAGCCGGUCCGGCAACGGGAGACGCGCGCAAGAACGAAGCAGACCUCCGCCAACGAGACGGUUCCCCCGAAAAGUGAGCAAGUAGACGAGAAGACAACGACGACGUCGAGAGGAGGCAGGACGAGAAAGGCUACAUCGGCCACAAACAGCAAUUCCAUCUCGAGCUAUUUCAAGAAGGUGGAUGUGGAUACCUCCGAAGAUAAACCCACGGUGCAGGAGGCCCUGGAGCAUGCCGCGGACGAAUAUGAGGCCAAUCCGAGCGCGCUUGGUGGGCAGGACCUUGUUGCAACACAGCAGCCGAGUCUUGUAACGGGGGGACGCAUGAGAAAGUAUCAAUUGGAAGGGCUGGAAUGGCUUAAGACCCUGUGGAUGAACGGCCUGUGUGGCAUCCUAGCUGAUGAGAUGGGCUUGGGGAAAACAGUCCAGGCUAUUUCUCUGAUCGCCUUUUUCAAAGAGCAGAACAUAUCCGGACCCUUUCUGAUUGCAACACCGCUGAGCACAGUGAGUAACUGGGUUGAUGAGUUCGCAAGAUGGACUCCGAGCAUCAAGACGGUCUUGUAUCAUGGCUCCAAAGACGAGCGGGCCUCGAUCCGAAGGAAGUACAUGAAACUCAAGGACCAGAAGGAGAUGGACUUUCCGGUUGUUUGCACCUCCUACGAGAUCUGUAUGAAUGACCGAAAGUUUCUUGCGCAAUAUCAAUGGCGAUAUAUCGUUGUGGAUGAGGGUCAUCGGCUCAAGAAUAUGAAUUGCAAGCUCAUCAAGGAGCUUCUCUCGUAUAAUUCGGCCAACCGACUUCUAAUCACCGGUACACCGCUACAGAAUAAUAUCACUGAACUAUGGUCGUUAUUGCACUUUCUGCUUCCAGAGAUCUUCAACGACCUCAAUAGCUUUCAGAGCUGGUUUGAUUUCUCCUCGAUGCUAGAUAGUGGUGGGAAAACGGAUGUCAUUGAACGUCGGAAGCGCACACUUGUCUCCACCAUGCAUUCGAUUCUGAAGCCUUUCCUCUUGCGACGGGUCAAGACUGAUGUGGAAACUGCACUGCCCAAGAAGCGAGAGUACAUUCUCUAUGCUCCUCUGACGGUGGAGCAAAAAGACCUAUACCGUGAGAUUCUCAAUGGCACAGGACGUCGGUAUCUGGAGGAUAAGGCCGCGGAGCGACUUAUGGCGAAGAAUGAGAGGCUAUCUCGCUCGACAAGUUUGAAACGCAGUGCUACUAGCAGUGGUUCGUCGACACCAAACAAGAGUCUGAAGUCCAGCCGCGAUUCUACCCCUGCCAGUGCUACUGGAUCGACUCGCAGACGCAGGGGUCCGCAGAAUUAUAAAGAGCUGAGUGACCGCGAGUUCAAUGCGCAAUUACGGCGCAUCGAGCAAGGUCUGGAAGAGGACUUAGAUAUUGAACAGAGUCCCAACGAUUCUGAACAAGAGGAGAUCGAGCGGGCGAAUACAAUCAAGCUUGCUAAGAAAGAGAUCGCCCAAAAGAAACUGCAGAAUCCCGUCAUGCAAGCCCGCCUCGCUUGUAACUCUCCGCAUAACUUCUACUGGCCAUGGGGCAACGAGCCGGCCGCCAUUGACGAAACACUCGUCACAGCCUCCGGAAAGAUGCUCCUCCUGGACCGUCUCGUGCCCUGUCUCCUGAAAAAAGGCCACAAGAUCCUCAUCUUCUCCCAGUUCAAAACUCAACUCGACAUUCUCCAAGAUUGGGCCACCCAGCUCCGCGGCUGGAACUGCUGCCGCAUCGACGGCGCCAUCAGCCAGACCGACCGUCAAGCACAAAUCAAAGCAUUCAACUCUGACUCGCACUUCAAGAUUUUCCUUCUCAGCACCCGGGCAGGCGGCCAGGGCAUCAACCUCGUGGCCGCAGAUACCGUCAUCCUAUUUGACUCUGACUGGAACCCGCAGCAGGAUCUCCAGGCGCAAGACCGUGCACAUCGUAUCGGCCAGACAAGACCCGUGAUUGUCUACCGGCUCGCGACCAAAGGCACGGUCGAGCAGACCCUCCUUGAAAAAGCGGACUCGAAACGCCGGCUCGAGCGCCUGGUCAUCCAGAAGGGGAAGUUCAAGAGUCUCCUUGACCAAAGCUCCAUGAACCACAGCGAUGCGGACGAGCUCAGGAAGGCGCUCGGUGAAGAUGAGUUCGAGCGCUUCGAGACCGGUGCUGACCCCAAAGCGCUUCUGUCGCAGAAGGACCUGGACAUCCUGACAGAUCGCAGCGAGGAGGCGUACGCGCGCGCUGAGAAGGGUCUUGACCAGACCGGGCGGGCGUUCAAGGCUGUGGAGACCAAGCCCGAGGGGAAUAGCUUGAUGGAGCAGAUUACUGGGAAAUAG